AACGCGCUCGGACGAGACGCAAGGUCAACGUUGAUCGCCACCGUCAGCCAACAGCCGGUCCCGCAUGGCAAAUGGGAGCAUGGCAAAAACAAAAAAAAAACCAAUGCGGGGCCUCGAGGGCUAGCAGGGAUUCCCCAUCUUUUCUCCCCUAUUCUCAGUUUUCCUAUUUCUAUUUCUUGUCAGCUUUCCCCCUGAUUCCGCUUUUCUCACUUUCUUGGUGAUACAGAGCUUGAGAGAGGUCUAACCGAGCCACACCCGAGUCACAAUGUCCUUCCAACUGCACAGUGCCCCGCCCUUCCGGGCCGAACACAUGGGUUCCCUGCUCCGGCCCCAGAACCUGCUGGAGGUGCGCGAGAAGAUCCGCGAGACGGGCGUGUCCGAGGAGGAGGCGGGCUUGCACGCGGUCGAGAAGCAGACGGUCGGCGACGUGGUCCAGCUGCAGCGGGACUUGGGCUACCAGGCUGUCACCUCGGGCGAGUUCAACCGGACGCGGUUCUGGGGGCAGAUGUGGGAUGAGUUUGAGGGAACCGUCCGUCUGCAGGACGCCGAGGCCUCGAUGUUCCGGCUGUACCACCCGGACGUGGUCAGCCUGAUCGAGAAGGACCGCAAGGUGAUGCCGGGCGACUCGGUGAUCGCGGGGUCCAAGCUGUCGUGGAGCGCGGAGAAGUCCAGGUCCAACCUGCACGAGCUGCGGCUGGUGCAGCAGGCCCUGCCCGAGAGCGAGUGGGGCACCAUCAAGCUGACGAUGAUCACGCCGGCCUGGUUCCACAUGCGCUACAAGCAGGGCAAGGCCUACAGCCGGGAGGCGUACGCCACCGACGCCGAGUACUUCCGCGACGUGGCCAAGGUGUACCGGGCGGAGCUGGCGGCGCUGUACGCGGCGGGGCUGCGCAACGUGCAGUUCGACGACCCCGGGAUGGCGUACUUCUGCUCGACCGCGUUCCGCGAGGGCUGGGAAGCGGACGCGGACAACCUCGGCACCGUCGAGGACCUGCUGGACGCCUACAUCCAGCUGUACAACGACUGCCUCCGCGACCUGCCCGCCGACUUCCACACGGGCAUCCACCUGUGCCGCGGCAACUUCAUCGGCGGCCGCCACUUCGCUGAGGGCUCGUACGACAUCAUCGCCCAGAAGCUCUUCCAGGACCUCAACGUCCACACCUUCUACCUCGAGUACGACAACGAGCGCUCCGGCGGCUUCGAGCCCCUGCAGUUCCUGCCCCCCAACAAGAACGUCGUCGUCGGCAUCAUCAGCACCAAGCUCCGCGCCCUCGAGGACAAGGAGGCCAUGAAGGAGCGCGUCUACCGUGCCGCCGACUUCGUGAGUGCCGGCAGCGGCGAGUCCCGCGAGGAGGCGCUCAAGCGUAUCUGCGUCAGCCCGCAGUGUGGCUUCAGCACCCACGAGAGCGGCUACCCGCUGAGCCUCGAGGAUGAGAAGAAGAAGCUGGCCUUGGUUCGUGAGAUCGCGGACGAGAUCUGGGGCCAGCCUUAGGUGUGAUUCUGGCUUGAGCGGUAUGGCCACGGGGUGAGCAGGAGUUAAGGGAUAUUU
Messenger RNA from Aspergillus japonicus CBS 114.51, 1549 nucleotides. RefSeq names its product cobalamin-independent methionine synthase II family protein. The record is from RefSeq and is a predicted model, not a curated record. The transcript is spliced from 2 exons. Lineage: Eukaryota; Fungi; Ascomycota; Eurotiomycetes; Eurotiales; Aspergillaceae. Gene Ontology annotation, molecular function: 5-methyltetrahydropteroyltriglutamate-homocysteine S-methyltransferase activity; zinc ion binding. Bases 266 to 1492 code for a protein of 408 amino acids.